AUGUCAGUUCGCCUAACACCUCACGUACUGAGCGUUAUAGACUGGAGAAAGCCAAUGGAAGACCCGGCCAGGAAACAAUUCAUACCUCUUGGUUCUACAAGCCAGGAAGACCACCCCAAGCUUCGCCUGGAUUCCUUAUCGGAAAGAGACGAUUCUCCGACGCGGUUCCUGCCAAUACAGAAGAAAUGGGGGAAGAUGUUUGAGUAUAUUGAACGAACACCUUCGCUUCACGAUGUUAUGAUACCUGGAGGAGACACUUCCUCCCUCGAGCCAGCUCAAUUAGACAACAUAGACCACCGACUCCUUUCAUUUCCUCAUGUACAAAGGAUUCGUCUAGCUAGCAAAGGUCUUGCCGUUUGUCCCAGUCUUAUCCUUGAUGGAAUCGAUUCCUGGGCGAAAAGAGUAAUUCAGCCAUUGGACCCGGGAAGAAAUAUUGGAAAAAGUGUAGCUCUGCACACCCAAUUCAACCAUCCCAACGAGGUCACUUGGAUCACGUCGUCGGCUGCUCAGAAGUUUUUCGAAAUCGGAGUCACAGUGCGAAAUCAAACGGCCCCCCGCCCACCGACCGCGCCCUCCAAAAACCCCCACAAACCCGCCAAAGCCCCCAGCCGCAAGCGCGAAAAGCGCAUCUCCAAACACGCCACCCUCCUCUCCCGCAUCACCAAGCCCACCGCCGCUACGUCCAAAGUCACCAAACGGAGACGGCCGAGCAAGAAACUCGUUACGGGUCUGGACACUCUCGCCGACGCCCUGCCGAGAGCUACCGACGGUGACGGAGAAGAAGCAUGGGAAGGUAUCGUGGCCGAAGGAGGUGGCGAGGACGGGGCGAGGAAGAUCAAGCACAGAACCCUCAAGAGUAGACCCGGCGCCGGGAAGAAGAAGGAGAAGCUAGUGGCGAUGGAGCGGGAGCGGUUUGCGAGGAACUUGGCGCAGAUGGCGGCGGGGCGUGUUUCCGUUCCUGGUCCUGCGGACGCGGACGGAGGGGUGAUGAUUGUGGAUGGGAGGGAAGAGGGCGAGGGGACGAAGAAGGGGAGGGGGAGUGCGGAUCGGUGGGCUGCGAUUCGGGGGUUUAUAAGUCAGACGAUGGAACGGCGGGUCGGGGGAGAGGUUGGGGUGGGGGGAAAGAAGUGA
Letharia lupina is the source of this 1131-nucleotide messenger RNA. RefSeq lists its product as uncharacterized. Gene Ontology annotation, cellular component: nucleolus; preribosome, small subunit precursor; 90S preribosome. NCBI's taxonomy places the organism in Eukaryota, Fungi, Ascomycota, Lecanoromycetes, Lecanorales, Parmeliaceae. Bases 1 to 1131 code for a protein of 376 amino acids. The record is from RefSeq and is a predicted model, not a curated record. Gene Ontology annotation, biological process: maturation of SSU-rRNA from tricistronic rRNA transcript (SSU-rRNA, 5.8S rRNA, LSU-rRNA). The transcript is spliced from 3 exons.